UGGUUAAAUAAUUGAAGAUAAUUGAAGAGUUGGCAACAACCACAAGCUUUUCCCUUGCUUCUUUCAUAUUUGACUGCACCCAUAAAUAAGUGUAUCUCGCCAUGGCGCCAUCAACAUCUUUAUUGGCACUGCGAGAUGCUGCUAUGACCAACAACAUCACCGUCAGCGACUCCCAAAAAAAUAGCAGCAGUAGCAGCAAUGACUCCACAACAUGGGUCCUCAUCGCCAUCAUAGUCGGCCUCGUUGCCCUGAUCGCCAUCUCGGUGUUUGUCAUCCUCAGGAUGCUACGCCUCAGAGAAAGACGACGAUUACAACAACGACAGCAACAACAACAGUACGGGCAGGACGACGACCACCAGGCGUGCGAUGAAACCGGCCGGCUGUCGCCAUACCUCCACGCGGCGCCUCCGCAACAGCGCAAGCUCAGCAAGCUCAGCGAAGCGGAUCGGCGGUCGUGGGGCGAGUAUGUCGAGCAGGAGCAGCGCGCCAUGAUGAUCCGCAAGUCGCUCGCCAGCCGGUCUGCAGAGUUCCCCGGCGGUCGUCGGCACCACUCGGAUAGCGUGUCGUCCAGCGACAGUGAUAGCAGCUUCGUGGAGCCAUCUUUGGUAGCGUCGCGGCCGACGACCUCGUCUGAGGCCAUGUUAGCAGCAGCAGCACCACAGGGCAAUUCGGACGUCGGAAUUGAUCAGGAAAAAGACGAAGAGGAACAGCAAUUUCCCGCUGGCGGGCUUCGCGACGACUGGAAGGCGUUCGAGGCGCAACUACAUCUUGACAAGUCGCUGGCUCGAGAUACGCACCCAGCUGCCGCGGGUAGAGGGGUUGAAAGUGAGCGGGUAUAACUGGGUAUAUUUUUCUCAAAUAUAAUAAACAUGUCAAGUUCUGAAACAAAACAUGCAUGCAUUUCGCACUGGAUCCUCGUAUCAUUCUUCACCGGAUCAUGCCAAGAGUUGAUGUCAGGUCA
Molecule: messenger RNA, 961 nt
Organism: Pyricularia oryzae 70-15
Lineage: Eukaryota; Fungi; Ascomycota; Sordariomycetes; Magnaporthales; Pyriculariaceae
Exons: 1
Coding region: 102-839 (245 amino acids)
Source: RefSeq, a predicted model, not a curated record